AUGAAGUUCAUAGAGCCUUCCUUGGGGAAGGGCAAGUUUCGACUGAACCGACCGAUCAACCAAAACUUCGUAGUCGGCGCCAUCCUCUUCUGCCUCCCGGGUAUCUACCUAGCACUGACCGGUCUGGGUGCUGGUGGUGGACGUCCGUCGUCUCAGACGGUGGCCUCUACAACCAAUGCGGUGCUAUAUGGCCUCUUCUGCCUCUUCGGCUGGAUCGGAGGCGCCAUCCUCAACUUGGUCGGGCCCAAGUUCACCAUGGCCUUCGGAGCCCUUGGCUAUCCUCUUUACGUCGGUGGCCUAUGGUACUUUGACCGACAAGGCCACUCGUGGUUCCCAUACUUUGCUGGCGCAUCCCUCGGUGUGACCGCAGGCUGUCUCUGGACGGCAGCCGGGUUUGUGCAGUUUGCCUACGCCGAAGAAGAUCAGAAGGCUCUGUUUAUAACGUGGCAAUGGGUCUUUACCUCCUUUGGUGGCACCAUCGGGAGCCUGAUCGCCUUUGGGGUCAACUUCCACCAGACCGAGUCCACGGGUGUCUCGAACGCUGUUUAUACCGUCUUCAUCGUCAUCAUGUGCAUGGCCAUCGUGAUCGCACUGGUCUUCAUCAUCUCGCCCAGAAAGGUCGUCCGCGACGACGGCACGCACAUUGCCAUUUUCACGCAGCCACGUGUCAUGGAUGAAGUAAAAGGUCUCAUCCUGUGGUUCACCGACUUCAAAAUCCUCGCCCUGAUUCCAGGCAUCUUCGUCGCCGAGAUGAAUCUCGCCCUCCUUUCCAGCAUCAACGGAUACUACUUCAAUUUGCGGACGCGGUCGCUCAACAACGUCAUGUUCCAGUUCAUCAUGAUGCCGUGCCCGCUUAUGCUGGCGUACAUCAUGGACACAAACUAUAUCAAGUCACGCCGGACGCGAGGCAUGAUCGGCGCCAUCAUCGUCGGCACGAUUUGCCUGGCCACCAAUGCCGGAUUGGCGGCGUGGAUCACGCACAACGACGUCAAUCGCCAGACUCACACGCCGCCGGGGGUCGACUGGUCCGACAGUGGGUUUGGCGCAGGGUUUGUGCUGUAUUUGCUAUCUGGAAUCGUCUACGCGACGUACCAAAUCGUGGUGCAGUGGACGCUGGGGGCGCUGACCAACGACCCGGUGCAGUGCUCGCGGCUGGCGGGGCUGUUUAAGGGCACGACGUCGCUGGGAAUGUGCAUCUCGUUCGUGCUGGACUCCAAGAACGUGGCGUACAUCGACCAGCUGAUCGUGCAGUUCACGCUGUACGGCGUGGGGCUGGUGUUCCUGCUGGGCAUCAUCUGGUUCUGCGUCAAAGACACCAACUACUUCCUCGAGGACAACGUUAUUGUGCCGCACCGCUGGGAGGAGCGCGCCCGCAUCGAGGGCCUCGUCGCCGACGACCAGAUUGAGCGCGAACACCAGAAGGAGAUGCUCGCCCAGCGCGGCAUCGCCGUCGAUUCCAAGACCGUCGGCGAGGUCAUCGAGAAGGGCAUCAUGCCGUGA
Fonsecaea erecta is the source of this 1500-nucleotide messenger RNA. RefSeq lists its product as hypothetical. The coding region runs from base 1 to 1500 and encodes 499 amino acids. The transcript has 5 exons. Lineage: Eukaryota; Fungi; Ascomycota; Eurotiomycetes; Chaetothyriales; Herpotrichiellaceae. The record is from RefSeq and is a predicted model, not a curated record.